This is a messenger RNA of Gracilinanus agilis (Agile Gracile Mouse Opossum), 732 nucleotides long. RefSeq names its product fibroblast growth factor 12 (gene FGF12). Bases 1 to 732 code for a protein of 243 amino acids. Gene Ontology annotation, molecular function: growth factor activity; fibroblast growth factor receptor binding. NCBI's taxonomy places the organism in Eukaryota, Metazoa, Chordata, Mammalia, Didelphimorphia, Didelphidae. Gene Ontology annotation, biological process: positive regulation of protein phosphorylation; regulation of cell migration; fibroblast growth factor receptor signaling pathway. The transcript has 5 exons. The record is from RefSeq and is a predicted model, not a curated record. Gene Ontology annotation, cellular component: cytoplasm.
AUGGCCGCGGCUAUAGCCAGCUCCUUGAUCCGCCAGAAGCGCCAGGCUAGGGAAUCUAACAGCGACCGGGUUUCGGCCUCCAAGCGCCGCUCAAGCCCCAGCAAGGAUGGGCGCUCCCUGUGCGAGAGGCAUGUCCUCGGGGUGUUCAGCAAGGUGCGUUUCUGCAGUGGCCGGAAGAGGCCCGUGAGGCGGAGACCAGAACCCCAGCUGAAAGGAAUUGUGACAAGGUUAUUCAGCCAGCAGGGAUAUUUCCUGCAGAUGCACCCAGAUGGGACAAUCGAUGGAACCAAGGACGAGAACAGUGACUACACCCUUUUCAACCUAAUCCCUGUGGGCCUUCGGGUUGUGGCGAUCCAGGGAGUGAAAGCCAGCCUCUAUGUGGCAAUGAAUGGAGAAGGGUAUCUCUACAGCUCUGAUGUUUUCACACCUGAGUGCAAAUUUAAGGAAUCUGUCUUCGAAAACUACUAUGUUAUCUAUUCUUCCACACUUUACCGGCAGCAGGAAUCAGGGAGAGCCUGGUUUCUGGGACUCAAUAAAGAAGGUCAAAUCAUGAAAGGAAAUAGAGUGAAAAAAACCAAACCUUCAUCACACUUUGUCCCUAAACCCAUUGAAGUGUGCAUGUACAGAGAGCCAUCGCUGCAUGAAAUUGGAGAAAAACAAGGACGCUCCAGGAAAAGCUCCGGGACGCCAACAAUGAAUGGAGGGAAAGUGGUGAAUCAAGAUUCUACAUAG